GGCUUUGGAGCUGCGCUGCCUUACAAUGAAGACUUAAGUAGUAAUUAAAUUCCCGAAGAUCCGCCAAGACUCCUCUGGCUGCGAUGGGGAUGUUCCGCGCCCGGGCUGCGGCGGCGCGGGGGGAAGGAUGCUUGAACAGGACUCCGUCAAAGCAGCGAAGACUUCUGUAAGACAUGGAUAGAUGCAAACAUGUUGGGCGGCUACGACUCGCCCAGGACCACUCCAUCCUGAACCCCCAGAAGUGGCACUGCGUGGACUGCCAGACCACGGAGUCCAUCUGGGCCUGCCUGAAGUGCUCCCACGUGGCCUGCGGGAGGUACAUCGAGGAGCAUGCACUUAAACACUUUGAGGAAACCAGGCACCCAUUGGCAAUGGAAGUUAAUGAUCUGUAUGUCUUUUGUUACCUUUGUGAAGAUUAUGUCUUGAAUGAUAACCCGGAGGGUGAUUUGAAAUUGCUGAGAAGUUCUCUGUCAGCAAUUAAAAGCCAAAAGCAUGACCCGUCAGCAAGAAGUGGCAGGACAUUGCGAUCGAUGGCUUUGGGAGAGGACAUGUGCAGCCAUCAGAGGAGCCUUCAGGGACAGUCUCAGAUGCUUACAGCCCUCUGGCACAGGCGCCAGUCCUUGCUUGCGAAGGCGCUGCGGACCUGGUUUGAGAAGAGCUCCAGGGGCCAGCUAAAACUAAAAGAAAAGAAACAGAUGGAGGAGUUGGAGAAAAAGAAGGAGGCAGCGAGGCAGCGGCGGCGGGAGAUGAAGAGACAGCUCCUGGAGGAGCUGGCAAACACUCCUCCGAGGAAGAGCGCGAGGCUGUUGUCUCACGUGCACAGAGAGAACUUGAUUCCAAGGAAAUUCAGGGAGGUGGCAACCACUUCCCCUACCUCAAGGCAGAUGCAGAGCAGCAGAUUCAAACAGUUUUAUUCCAUCCGGCGUAAGCCUCUGAUGACUCCCGGGGUGACGGGUCUGAGGAACCUGGGAAACACAUGUUAUAUGAAUUCUAUUCUGCAAGUGCUAAGUCACCUCCAGAAGUUUAGAGAAUGUUUUUUGACACUUGAUCUCUGUGAAACAGAAGAACUCUUAGCUAAAACUGUGAAUGGGAAGUCUAGGAUGCCUGGCAAGUUGGCAAAUGGGUCUGCUGCUAAUGAGUCAGGGAAGACUGACAAAGUGGGAUCAUAUGGCACGCAGAGCUUGCCAGCUGGCUUAAAUGGUGGCUCCUCAAUAAGCAGGAGUUUAGAACUAAUACAGCCCAAGGAACCGAGUUCAAAGCACAUCUCCCUCUGUCACGAAUUGCACACCCUCUUCAGAGUGAUGUGGUCUGGCAAGUGGGCGCUCGUGUCCCCCUUUGCCAUGCUGCACUCUGUGUGGAGCCUGAUCCCGGCGUUCCGAGGGUACGACCAGCAGGACGCUCAGGAAUUUCUCUGCGAGUUGUUGGAUAAAGUACAGCAGGAGCUGGAGUCGGAAGGAACGAAGCGCAGGAUCCUCAUCCCUUUCUCACAGAGGAAGCUCACCAAGCAGGUCCUGAAGGUGGUGAACACCAUUUUUCAUGGGCAGUUGCUUAGUCAGGUCACCUGCAUAACAUGCAACUACAAAUCCAACACUGUGGAGCCCUUUUGGGAUCUUUCCCUGGAAUUCCCUGAGCGCUAUCACUCCAUGGAGAAGGGGAUUGUCCCUGUUCACCAGGCAGAGUGCAUGCUGACAGAAAUGUUGGCCAAGUUCACUGAGACCGAGGCGCUGGAAGGGAGGAUAUACGCGUGCGACCAGUGCAACAGUAAACGGCGAAAGUCUUCUCCUAAACCUCUUGUUCUGAGUGAAGCUAAAAAGCAGUUACUGAUCUACAGACUACCUCAGGUCCUCCGGCUGCACCUUAAACGAUUCAGGUGGUCUGAACGUAAUCACCGCGAGAAGAUUGGGGUCCAUGUCCUCUUUGACCAGGUAUUAAACAUGGAACCUUACUGCUGCAGGGACUCUCUCUCCUCUCUUGACAAAGAGACCUUUGUCUAUGACCUCUCCGCUGUGGUGAUGCAUCACGGGAAAGGGUUUGGCUCAGGACACUACACAGCAUAUUGCUACAACACAGAGGGAGGUUUUUGGGUCCACUGCAAUGACUCCAAACUGAAUGUAUGUAGUGUGGAGGAGGUGUGCAAAACCCAGGCCUACAUUCUUUUUUACACUCAAAGAACAGUGCAGGACAAAGCAAGAAUCUCAGAAAAACAACUCCAAGCUCAGGUGCCGUCCAGACAUAGUGAUAAGGACAGAAGACUGACAUUCCCAUGA
Nestor notabilis (Kea) is the source of this 2267-nucleotide messenger RNA. RefSeq names its product ubiquitin specific peptidase 49 (gene USP49). Gene Ontology annotation, molecular function: cysteine-type deubiquitinase activity; zinc ion binding. The record is from RefSeq and is a predicted model, not a curated record. Gene Ontology annotation, biological process: protein deubiquitination. Gene Ontology annotation, cellular component: cytoplasm. Bases 174 to 2267 code for a protein of 697 amino acids. Lineage: Eukaryota; Metazoa; Chordata; Aves; Psittaciformes; Psittacidae. The transcript is spliced from 6 exons.